UUAAGCCUGAAUCUUUUCCGCAAUAGAUUUUUACCCUCGAUGGAAUCUCGGGAGCAAACGACAGCGAGGGGCUAUAACUGCGACAAAGAAGAAAAUUUCGGUAGAGCGAGUGGGAAGUCCAGCGGUGGAGAUGGACAAGCUAUUCUCCCUAUUUUCAACCUCAACCGGUAGAAGUUCGUCGGCGCCGGCGGCGACGGUCACCUCCAUCUUUAUAUACCCGAUCAAGUCUUGCCGAGGGAUCUCGGUUCCUCAGGCUCCCAUCACCUCUACUGGCUUUAGGUGGGAUCGCCAGUGGAUGGUCGUCAAUUCAAAUGGGCGAGCACUUACCCAAAGGGUGGAGCCAAAACUUGCUUUAGUUGAACCAGAGCUUCCACCAGAUGCCUUAGAUGUCAACUGGAUGCCUUCAGAUAGUUCAUAUAUGGUAUUGAGAGCCCCUGACAUGGAUCCAUUAAAGGUUUGUCUUACUAGAGCGUGCAAUGUGGUAGAUGGAAUAUCUGUGUGGGAGUGGGUUGGCUCGGCAUUGGAUGUAGGAGAUGAAGCUUCUAAAUGGUUUACGAAGUACCUUGGAAAGCCAAGCCGUUUAGUGCGUUUUGAUACUUCAUUAGAAAGCAGAUUUGUAGAUCCCGAUUAUGCUCAGGGAUACACAGCUAUGUUCAGUGAUGGGUUUCCUUAUUUGGUAAUAUCCCAGGGAUCUCUUGACUUAUUGAAUGAGCUUCUGAAGGAACCCUUACCCAUCAAUCGCUUCAGACCAAAUAUUUUGGUUGAUGGAUGUGCACCAUUUUCAGAGGACCUCUGGAAAGUGACAAAGUUAAACAACAUAGCAUUUCAUGGAGUGAAGUUGUGUUCCCGCUGUAAGGUGCCUACCAUAAAUCAAGAAUCUGGAAUUGCAGGCACUGAACCCACUGAAACUCUGAUGAAGUUCAGGACGGACAAAGCUCUGAAAAGAGAAAAAAUAAACAAAGCAAAGGUGUAUUUCGGAAUGAAUUUUGUGUGUGCGGAGAGCCUUUCAGCAUCAACAAUGAAGGGGAAGGUUGUCAAGAUUGGAGAUCCGAUCCAUGUACUCCAAAGGUACGCUUCCCAUGCUGAUGCUGCAGCUUGAAGGUUAAUAAGGUGCUUUGACUGGAGCUUCAAAUUAAGAAACUUUAGCUUUUUAGUAUUACAAUGAAAAUAAUGAUCAUGCGUUUGAGCUUCUGUAGACUCUAGUACUGUCUCUUAAUUUCCUGUAAUUUCACUUGAAUGAAAGAAAUUUUUUUUCAUCAGCAGUAUAAGCAGCAAUAUAAGAAUUUGUUUUUAUGGGGAA
This is a messenger RNA of Dendrobium catenatum, 1300 nucleotides long. RefSeq names its product mitochondrial amidoxime reducing component 2. NCBI's taxonomy places the organism in Eukaryota, Viridiplantae, Streptophyta, Magnoliopsida, Asparagales, Orchidaceae. The record is from RefSeq and is a predicted model, not a curated record. Gene Ontology annotation, molecular function: pyridoxal phosphate binding; catalytic activity; molybdenum ion binding. The transcript is spliced from 8 exons. The coding region runs from base 131 to 1099 and encodes 322 amino acids.